Asparagus officinalis (garden asparagus) is the source of this 6709-nucleotide messenger RNA. RefSeq lists its product as uncharacterized. The record is from RefSeq and is a predicted model, not a curated record. Gene Ontology annotation, molecular function: protein binding. Bases 1 to 4773 code for a protein of 1590 amino acids. The transcript has 6 exons. Lineage: Eukaryota; Viridiplantae; Streptophyta; Magnoliopsida; Asparagales; Asparagaceae.
AUGCCCUGUCUGCAGGGAGUCCACUAUUAUGGGUAUGCAUAUACCCACAAUGAUGAUCCUGAAGCAAAAGAACAAUGGUUCCAAGAAGCCAUUGCAUCUGCUCGGAGAGCCACCCAACUCUCCCCCUCCAACCUCGAGUAUUCUCUCUUCUACGUCAACCUUCUCAUUUGUUGCAGUGAAAGAUUUCCAGAGGCCGUCAAUGAGUGUGAACGAGCUCUUGCAGUUACUGAACCGAUCAAUUUUUUCUUCGAGAACUUCUUGGAGGAGACUACUGAAAAUCAGAUGGCCUUCUACCAACAAAGCCUCAUGUUCAUUUUACGGGCACAUUCUGUUGGUCCAAUUACAGAUAUCAUGGAAAAUUGCCCUGCUUCAUGCUCUUCUUCUUCACUUGCUUCCAGAAGCGCAGAUCCUCCUCCUGAUGAGGUGCAAAGCCUCAAUGACCAGGCUCAAGGUGAUAAACCCUGCCCUGCAAAUUCCAUUGCUUCUUUCCCUCCUGACAACGUGAAGGACCUUGCUGAGAAGGCUCUUCCAUCCUCUCAUCAAGGUGAAGAACCCUGCCCUUCUCAUUCCUCCUCUUCUUCACUUGUUUCCACAAGCACAAAUCCUCACCCUCCUGAUGAAGAGGUGAAGAUACUCUGUAGACAAGCUUUUCAAUUCCUCUGUCAAGGUGACCUCAUCGGUGCCCACGACACUCUUAACAAUGUUCGUCACCAGCACGAAUCCUCUUCCUUAUUCCACUACACCCGCAGUUUAGUGCUCUGCAACUAUUUCAAGACCCUCACCAACGAUCCCGAGGGCUGGAACAGAAAAAUACAAGAGGCCAUCGACUCAGCACAUCAAGCCACCAUACUCUCCCCCAACAUUCUUGAAUUUUCUUUCCACUAUGUGAGGCUUCUUGUUCUGCACAGAAAAUUCGAAGAGGCAGCCAAGGAGUGUGAGCGUGCUUUUGUGAUUAUUAACCAUUACGAUUUCUUGCCCCAGGGUUAUGAAGAUAAAACAGGCCUAGAAAUCUCUGCCACUGAGGUGAACCACUAUCAGAAAAGGUUCCGUUUUCUAUUGAAUAUGCUCAAGAGUCCCAUUGCUUCUGCACACUGCAAGGUGAUGCUGGCAGAAAAGGAACAAGCUUAUAGAAUUCCAUCCUGUCUAGAAUAUUUAUGGCGAGACCUCAUACGAGUGAAUGUUAAUGAUUUCAAAAAAUGGUCAGAGCAAAAUAGUCGGUUUCUGCAUAUAAUAACUGAGGCCCUGGAGUUUUACCAGGAGAAACAUACAUGGAAGUUCUGGGUCUGCCCUCGCUGCCCCGGCAAGAGGUUUGAAUAUUUUGAAUCCAAGAUGCAGCAUGUAUUGAAGGAGCACACGGAUAAACUUUCUGAAGAAUUAAAGCCGUUCUUUCCUGAAAAAUAUGAUCAAGAUUGGGUCGUCAAGCUUGUCAAUAACAUAGUUAAUGCAAAGAUCACAAAGAAUCUUGAUACCUCUAAGCCGUUGAAGCUCAAUCUUGAAAAAACAUGUGACAGUUAUAAGCUUGAAUUUCUUUCGCCUUUUCUGAAAUCUUAUAUGCAGGUAUUCAUUUGCGAUAAAUAUGAUCAAGAUUGGGUCGUCAAGCUUGUCAAUAACAUAGUUAAUGCAAAGAUCACAAAGAAUCUUGAUACCUCUAAGCCGUUGAAGCUCAAUCUUGAAAAAACAUGUGACAGUUAUAAGCUUGAAUUUCUUUCGCCUUUUCUGAAAUCUUAUAUGCAGCUCUAUGAUUCAUCAUGCCCUGUCUGCAGGGAGGUAUUGGAUAUCUGUGAGAGAGCUCUGGCAUUACUUGAUUCAAAUAAUUUCACCAAGGCUGAUCGCUUGUUGCAAGAAGCAAACUACCAACGUCGCACUUCCUUUGCCUUCUUCCAUCGUAUAUGUGCAUUAGUCCACUAUUAUGGGUAUGCAUAUACCCACAAUGAUGAUCCUGAAGCAAAAGAACAAUGGUUCCAAGAAGCCAUUGCAUCUGCUCGGAGAGCCACCCAACUCUCCCCCUCCAACCUCGAGUAUUCUCUCUUCUACGUCAACCUUCUCAUUUGUUGCAGUGAAAGAUUUCCAGAGGCCGUCAAUGAGUGUGAACGAGCUCUUGCAGUUACUGAACCGAUCAAUUUUUUCUUCGAGAACUUCUUGGAGGAGACUACUGAAAAUCAGAUGGCCUUCUACCAACAAAGCCUCAUGUUCAUUUUACGGGCACAUUCUGUUGGUCCAAUUACAGAUAUCAUGGAAAAUUGCCCUGCUUCAUGCUCUUCUUCUUCACUUGCUUCCAGAAGCGCAGAUCCUCCUCCUGAUGAGGUGCAAAGCCUCAAUGACCAGGCUCAAGGUGAUAAACCCUGCCCUGCAAAUUCCAUUGCUUCUUUCCCUCCUGACAACGUGAAGGACCUUGCUGAGAAGGCUCUUCCAUCCUCUCAUCAAGGUGAAGAACCCUGCCCUUCUCAUUCCUCCUCUUCUUCACUUGUUUCCACAAGCACAAAUCCUCACCCUCCUGAUGAAGAGGUGAAGAUACUCUGUAGACAAGCUUUUCAAUUCCUCUGUCAAGGUGACCUCAUCGGUGCCCACGACACUCUUAACAAUGUUCGUCACCAGCACGAAUCCUCUUCCUUAUUCCACUACACCCGCAGUUUAGUGCUCUGCAACUAUUUCAAGACCCUCACCAACGAUCCCGAGGGCUGGAACAGAAAAAUACAAGAGGCCAUCGACUCAGCACAUCAAGCCACCAUACUCUCCCCCAACAUUCUUGAAUUUUCUUUCCACUAUGUGAGGCUUCUUGUUCUGCACAGAAAAUUCGAAGAGGCAGCCAAGGAGUGUGAGCGUGCUUUUGUGAUUAUUAACCAUUACGAUUUCUUGCCCCAGGGUUAUGAAGAUAAAACAGGCCUAGAAAUCUCUGCCACUGAGGUGAACCACUAUCAGAAAAGGUUCCGUUUUCUAUUGAAUAUGCUCAAGAGUCCCAUUGCUUCUGCACACUGCAAGGUGAUGCUGGCAGAAAAGGAACAAGCUUAUAGAAUUCCAUCCUGUCUAGAAUAUUUAUGGCGAGACCUCAUACGAGUGAAUGUUAAUGAUUUCAAAAAAUGGUCAGAGCAAAAUAGUCGGUUUCUGCAUAUAAUAACUGAGGCCCUGGAGUUUUACCAGGAGAAACAUACAUGGAAGUUCUGGGUCUGCCCUCGCUGCCCCGGCAAGAGGUUUGAAUAUUUUGAAUCCAAGAUGCAGCAUGUAUUGAAGGAGCACACGGAUAAACUUUCUGAAGAAUUAAAGCCGUUCUUUCCUGAAAAAUAUGAUCAAGAUUGGGUCGUCAAGCUUGUCAAUAACAUAGUUAAUGCAAAGAUCACAAAGAAUCUUGAUACCUCUAAGCCGUUGAAGCUCAAUCUUGAAAAAACAUGUGACAGUUAUAAGCUUGAAUUUCUUUCGCCUUUUCUGAAAUCUUAUAUGCAGAAUGUCAAUAGUGAUUGGGUUGACAAGAUUGUCAGUUGCACAUGGGAGCCCAUCGAUGUCCAAGUCAUGACAGGGGACAGCAAUAGAUUGCCUUUGUCCAAUCAUCCAGAGAGAAAAGAGCUUCUCAAGAGAAUUCGGGAUUAUUUUAGAAUACUCAUCUUGCACAAUUACUUGUUAAAAACCCAUCUUGACAGGAUUCUAAGUAAUGCCAUGAGAGAACUGCAAGCUCAUUCAUCAGCAGAGCUGCUACUAAGUCAUGGAGUCAAUAACCAGUCAGUGGAUUGUAUUCGAGCCUUGGAUUCUUUGCAGCUACAGAAGGUCCUUGAGUUCUUGCAGUCUCUCACGCAAGAUCAUAAGCUAGAACCAUAUGCUGAGCCACAUGACCCUUCUAGGGAUGUAGUUUUCAAUAUUCCAGAGUGUGAUGUGAGAAUAAGGGCCUUUUUUUAUGAUAGUUCGCCGCAUAUUGAUUUAGAUCUGAAAAUAUUAUCCAGCAGCGAAGAUACAUCUUCUCCUGAUAAUGGAACAAAGUGCUUCCCUGAUGUAAACUCCAUGCUCUUUUGGUUAUAUGAGCAUAAUUUGAUGCAGAUUAUUAAUGGUUGGAGCCACCAGAGAAAUAAAGGACAGAUGGAGGCUGACAGAAUCCUAAAAAAGCUCGAGAAGGAAAUUGAAGACUUGACUCGUAUCUGCACCGUCAAAGGGGAACUCCUUACUUAUCUGGUGCAUAUUGAACAUUUGAAGGGUGUCUGUGAGAAGGAACUGAUGGAAAGGGAAAACUCUGUCGAGGUUAGUAUGACAAAGUGGAAAGAAGAGCUCACUGAAAGAGCUGAAACAGGGAACGAUUUUAUGAUCAGGGUAAUUUCUUUUAUCCUGACAGAAGCAGAAGCUUUCAGAGCAUCUCAAGAUGGGGAUGAUGCCAUCAACAAUGAUGAAAAUCAUCCAAAAACAAGUUCCUUGGAUAACAUCUUCAUAAAAGCAGUAUUCAGGAAACUAGAGGAAUCAUAUGAUAAGAAGAUUUGCAUUGUCGAUGGCAAAAUCAUGAAGAAUCUUGCUACAGCUAGGCAGUUGCAGUUCAAUCUAGAACAGGCUUGUGUGAAUGAUUUCCUUGUAGUUCUUUUACCUCUUCUGAAGAUUUAUAUCCAGGAAGUCGUUAUGAGAAAAGCAGCAGAGCAAACCACAAGUGAGCCCGGAGCAUCAGGGGCAGCACAUUUUAUGAAACUCCUCCAUACCGCUGAAAGUAGUCCAGAUAAAGGAGAAGAGAAACAAAUACAGGAGAUUUCAAAGGGUAUAAAGAAGAGAAACAAACCCAAAAAGCCUAAGGGGAGAAAGUUCAGAUAGUUCUGAAUUUUGUUCAGAUUCUUUUACUGUGAAUGAUACUGCAACCAGAUGGAGUUUAGCAGACUAUCAUACUAAAUUUGAUUGAAUUUGCAGUGACACAGCAUAUUUUCAAAAAUAGUUACAAUGACAACAGUCCAAGUACUUUUGGCCAUCAUCUAUGUGAUCAAUUAUUUUUUGGCGCCAUCUCUUUACAAAUGUCUCUUUUCAAGUUGCUCAUAACCAAAUUGUAGAAAUCCACACUUUUCAAAUUUGACUGAUAAUAAGUUUGGCCGACAAUAUCAUUUUCUUUAUCUUUAGUUCAAUCUGCUCUGGAAUAAAAGAUCUGAACUCUGUUCAUAGAUUUUGCUGUUACUGUUGUUAUGCAACCAUGCAUUAUGUCCAUAGAGCCUUCUAUAGUAUAGGAUAUUAUUCAUGCUGACCUAAUUUCAAUUGUCCAUGUUAAAUUUAAGCAUCUAUCUUAAGUUCUCAAGGUUUCAAGUGGCGAGAGGUUCUUCAUGAAUUGCUUUUAUGGUUUGAAAAUUAAUGUUGUGUCAGGAUCUGCCGCUUGCAGCAUAUUACGUUUGUUUUCAAUAUUUUUUUUCCAUAUUUAAUAAGGGCAGUAAUGGUUUGAAGGACACAAAGAACUUACUAGUCUAGAAAUUAAGUUGUGAAGUGGCUAGCACUAGAAUUUAAGAAAAAAAAAUACGUCCACAUACCACUCCAAGUUUUAGGAAUGAACUCAGUGCGUUUCUAUUUCUUUCUACAAGCUUAGAUUCGGUAAGCAUAAAAAGACAUGAUUGAGCAGUGAUGUGCAUAAUUGCAUUUCUAAAGAAGCAAAGCAAAAGAGGAUAUGGGGACAACUUACUAGCAAACAUAACUAUGAGGCUGACAACAUAUAUAACUAUGAAGAGAAUGAAAUUAUGCUAAUGCUAAUGCUAAUGAAAUCUGAAAGAAACAAAUGAAAAUAUAGAAGUAAGAGAAGCAAACUCUUCCAACAGUAGCGCUGUCGAAUAAAAUUACAAUGAUAACAUAGCAUGUAAUAAACAAAUUAAAUUAUUUUGAUCAGAGAAUAAAAAUGACCCGUUAACAUUAUGCAGUAAUUUAAAUGUAAAUUCCAGUCUAUCGCACAUAGUAUCUUAGCAGAUGUUAACAUUAUGCAGUAGUUUAAAUGUAAACUCCAGUCUAUCAUACAUAGUAUAUUAGCAGAUGUUCCUGAGGCUAGGAAUCAGAUGGUUCAUCCCAUACUGAUGUCAAGCAUAUCAGCACAUUCAUUCUGCAACCUUCUUAGAGUUAUACUUCAUAUAAAAUGCAUUGAGAAAAUGAAUGCCAAUUGUCAUAGGAAAAUAUCCAAGCUUGAUGCUAAUUGUGACACCCCCUAUUUAGUCCCACAUGAACUAGUGUGGGAAGAAAGGUUAGUGGUGUAAAUAGAGAAAAUCCCAAGGCCCAAGAACAACUAGUGCUAGCAUUUUGGCAGCGGAUUUAAGCCAAUAUCGAGUUACUCUUGGUGGGUCCCACGGCUUGCACACGCCAACGGGCCCGUGGACCCGGGGCGUGAAAAAUGGUAUCAGAGCUUGCAAGCUGGAAGUGUGGAGCUAAGUGUUAUACGGGGCUAUGUGGAGCUAAGUGUUAUACGGGGCUAAGUGUUACACCACAUGAAUACGGUGGGAGCCACCUCUAGAGCCUGUAGGAGCCACUUCUAGAGUCCACAUCAUCGACAGUGACACUGGGAUGUACCGAUUGUCAUGCCGUGAUGACGAGACUAACAUUUUGGCAGUGGAUUUAAGCCAACAUCGAGUUGCUCUUGAUGGGUCUCACGGCUUGCACGCGCCAACGGGCCCGUGGGCCCGGGGCGUGACACUAAUUAUCAAGUACAAUAUGUCAUUGCAAACAGAAACUUCAAUUCAUAAAAAUUAACGGAAGUACAGAUAGAAACUGUUCAGUUCAUAUUUCUCUUUGC